AUGGUGAGUUCCGCUGGGCCCCGUGUCUGUAUCCGAGCCAUCCAGCUCCAUCCGAGCCCUGGACGUGCAGUGGGGGGGGUCGGACUUCAGUCCCGCGGCUGCGGUGGCCUCCUCCAGGCCUUCGGAGAGUCGGAUAUGAGCGCGCGGGGCGGUGUACGUGCGUGUGAGGACGGCCUAAGGCCGGAAAAGCCCGCCUGGGCCAGCGUGUCCCGGUCGAACGUCGGUAGUCGCGUCUGCGAUCCUGGUGCGGACUCACCGCACUGUGUGCCCAUGGGAUUCCGUACCCACGGACUCCGCGUUUCUAGAGCGGGACUUGGCGAGGGAAGCCCCGUCUCGCACCCGGCGUGGCGUCCGUGGCCGCGGUUGGCGGAAGUGGAGCAAAAGAAGAAGCGGACCUUCCGCAAGUUCACCUACCGUGGUGUGGACCUCGACCAGCUGCUGGACAUGUCCUAUGAGCAGCUGAUGCAGUUGUACAGUGCGCGGCAACGGCGGCGGCUGAACCGCGGCCUGCGCCGCAAGCAGCACUCGCUCCUGAAGCGGCUUCGAAAGGCCAAGAAGGAGGCACCGCCCAUGGAGAAGCCUGAGGUGGUGAAGACACAUCUGCGGGACAUGAUCAUUCUGCCCGAGAUGGUAGGCAGCAUGGUGGGCGUGUACAAUGGCAAGACCUUCAACCAGGUGGAGAUCAAGCCUGAGAUGAUUGGUCACUACCUGGGCGAGUUCUCCAUCACCUACAAGCCUGUCAAGCACGGCCGGCCUGGCAUUGGAGCCACUCACUCCUCCCGCUUCAUCCCGCUUAAGUAGACCAGUAAAGG
Chrysochloris asiatica (Cape golden mole) is the source of this 812-nucleotide messenger RNA. It is a transcript of the gene RPS15, whose product is annotated as ribosomal protein S15. Gene Ontology annotation, cellular component: ribosome; cytosolic small ribosomal subunit. Gene Ontology annotation, molecular function: structural constituent of ribosome; RNA binding. The record is from RefSeq and is a predicted model, not a curated record. The transcript has 4 exons. Bases 1 to 801 code for a protein of 266 amino acids. Gene Ontology annotation, biological process: ribosomal small subunit assembly; translation. Lineage: Eukaryota; Metazoa; Chordata; Mammalia; Afrosoricida; Chrysochloridae.